This is a messenger RNA of Xylaria bambusicola, 1185 nucleotides long. RefSeq lists its product as uncharacterized. Bases 1 to 1185 code for a protein of 394 amino acids. The transcript is spliced from 3 exons. The record is from RefSeq and is a predicted model, not a curated record. NCBI's taxonomy places the organism in Eukaryota, Fungi, Ascomycota, Sordariomycetes, Xylariales, Xylariaceae.
AUGGACCGCUUAGAGAGAUUAAAACGUCAAACCCGUGAAUCUCGCUUGAGAACCGCCACCGUGGGAACAACACCUAGGGGCAGUACCAACACCCCCCAACCUGCAGCAAAGGCGACGCGUCAGAACCAUCGCCGCGCACGCAGGAAGAGGAACGUAAUACUCUGCCGUACCCAAGAAGCCUAUACCUGUCAGCUGUCACUGCUGAUCCUCCUCCCCACCCGGUCCUAUGACACCCUCCACCCCGUCCACCAGGAUGACUUUCAGCGCAGCAUCGAAUUCGAUUAUGCCACCUUGCCGAGAACUAGCCGUCGUGUCUCCUUUGAGAGCCUCUUAAAAAAUCUCUGCUAUCAAGACACCAUUGCCAUCCAGUUACCUUAUCUCAAUGCGCUCGAAGAGAGUCUCGUCGAUGCCCUACAACUUCUACAUUCCCACAAUAUCUCAUUUCCCGUCUCGGCCGAGGACAUCGAAUUUUCGCGGCACUGGGACGGCGACCGUGGUGAUAUAAGAUCCUUUAAGCUUUUUCUCCCAUUUAACAAGAAGGCCAGCUGGACUUCUAAUCACUUGCCGCUAACCUGGAAGGCUGAACAACUAUCGAACGCCAAAUCGAUUUUCUUCAUUCCCAAGUUACUCGCUCGACUUGGUGCCUCGCCAAAACCUACUCUACUAGAUCAUGUGAGCCAACAGGCCCUCGCCACUUACUUGAGGGAAAGGCCAACCUUCCACCACGACAAAUAUUGUUUAGGCAUCACCCCCAUCACUGCAAAGCUCGCUCACCAAAUUGCCUACAACCUCGUCAUGCGCAAUAUGGCCAAAGAGAGCUGCGAGAUCUUGGAAUCUUUUUUUGGCGGACCUAUGCCACUGCCCGAGCCAGGCACACCACCUGACGCGACUUGCAGGACCUUGUCCGAUUUACGCGCCCGCGCAGUCGAGUCUGGGAAAGACCAUGGCAGUAAUACUAUACUGUAUCAAGCCUUGGAAGCCAAGCUCCUGGUCGACUCUCCUGCAAUGGUUACGCGAUUCGUCUGCUGCAAAGCGAAGGUUGCGUCCGUUCUUAGAGACCCCGACAAGAGACAGUGGUGGCUCACAGCAAUGGAUCUAUAUGACGCUUUCCUCUCUAGCCAGGGGCCAAGCUCGAGGCUGGAGAGGGUCUGCGCCUUUGACUUAAAUCAUUAUCGGGAUGAAUAG